UUCGUGACUGUUCAUGACAGUGCAUACAACGAUGGGGUGUGCGGAGCGCAUGAGUGGAAGAACGCGUUCGGUUUUCUGCCGAAGGGAGCAAGGAUGCCCGAGGAAUGUGCAGAACAGUUGUCCUGCGAGCAAAGUUAGCACAUAGACUGGUAUAAUUUGCCUUGACCAAGCCAAGGGUAUAAUGAUCCCCCUCAGAUGCGGUAUCAGGAAAUAGGUUGGCAGUAAUUGUGGGACAACAAUGAGUUCUUUGGCGAGAGUUCCAUAUUCAUAGAAUCCAAUUGUCAUACAACAGUUAAUGAAGUUUAUAAGUGAUCUCAAGGAAGUAUUUUAGAAUAUUUGAAGCAAUAUUUGAGGAACAUGGUGAGCACCAAGAACCACCCAGCUGGCCGAUCGUCCAGCUGCUUACGCAAAUAUCGGCUGCUCUUCACGUUCGGCGUAACUGUACUGUGUGUACAGAUUUAUCUAGCCCAUACAUUUUUCGGUCUGGACAAUGGCAGAGGUAAAUCCAGCCGGCUGUCAUCCGGAGAGGGUGAUUCUUCUCAACCUGAAGAGGGCUUGCCGAAAGGCUUACGUCAAUUGAAGCUUCCACCUGACAAACAGACAAAUACAAAUAAGCAAACUCUGCAAUCUCAACGAAAUCGCACCGCCAGAAUCAAGCUAGAUCGUAAAUCACUAAACUUUAUACCUGUGUGCGAGGUUACGGGCAGAGAAGCAGUGAGUGCCGUAACGCGUGCUCAAAGUCAAGCAUGCAAGCAACGCAUUGUCAAUGUGACGUGCCUUAGCCAGCAGGGUUUAUUGUACCCGGAAAGAGUACAGUCUUUGUGUCCUCAUUCUCCAGGUUUUACAGGCACGCCGACCAGCUUAGGCUGUUUCAAAGAUGAUAAGACAUUGAGAAUACUUUCUGGUUAUUAUCACAUUUUCAAAGGGAACAAUUCUCCGGAACACUGCGCUUACAUGUGUCUUCAAUCGGGAUAUCCAUACGCCGGUACAGAGUACUCUGUGGAAUGCUUCUGCGGGAUGGAGGAACCACUGUUUACAAAACGUUUACCAGACUCUAGCUGCAAUAUGAAAUGCUCCGGCAAUCCGAAGCAGUCGUGCGGCGGCUAUUUAACUGUCAAUGUGUAUUGGACUGGAAUUCAAAAGUUUAAACCUCAAGAGGCGAGAAACUCGAGUUUAAAGAACGAACAACCUGUGCGAAUAGCCUAUCUGCUAACGGUAAAUGGCAGGGCGAGUCGCCAGGUGAAGCGGCUUAUGAAUAUUUUGUAUCACCCCUCGCAUUUGUUUUAUAUCCACGUUGACGCAAGGCAGGAUUAUUUAUAUCGUGAAAUGUUGGAGGUGGAGAGAUCAUGUAAAUUGAACAAUAUUAAAAUAGCGAGAGGGGAGGGCUUGAGACACGCGAGUAUCUGGGGCGGUGCGAGUCUUCUAACUACUCUUCUGAAGUCGGCGCAACAGAUGCUCGCUCAUCAUAAUCACUGGGACUUUCUCGUGAACCUGUCGGAAUCCGACUUCCCAGUGAAAAGCAACAAUCAACUCGUCGAAUUUCUGAGUUGGAACAAGGGCAUGAACUUCGUGAAGUCUCACGGAAGAGAAGUUCAGCGUUUCAUAACGAAGCAAGGUUUAGAUAAAACAUUCGUCGAAUGCGAGGCACGCAUGUGGAGAAUCGGCGAUCGAAAAUUGCCAAAUGGUAUUCAAAUUGACGGUGGUAGCGAUUGGAUUGCUCUAAGUCGGGAUUUCGUCGAAUACGUUGCCAAUCCAAAUCCUGAUCUAUUAGUAGACAGUCUGUUAAAACUGUUCAAAUACACCUUGUUGCCGGCUGAAUCGUUCUUUCACACCGUUUUGAGAAACUCGAGAUUCUGCAACACCUAUAUAGACAAUAACUUGCACGUAACUAACUGGAAGAGAAAGUUGGGAUGCAAGUGUCAAUAUAAGGCGGUAGUGGACUGGUGUGGAUGCAGCCCGAACGAUUUUAAACUCGAGGAUUUUAAUCGGAUACGAAACACGGCGGAUCGCAAUUUAUUUUUCGCCCGAAAGUUCGAGCCCGUCAUCGAUCAGAGAAUCGUGGACAAGGUGGAGGAAUGGCUAUAUCCCGACAGAAUAAACAGAACAAUCAAAGCGUGGGGCUACGAUAUGUACUGGCAAAGCCUAUAUCAUCACGCGGACUUGAGUCCGCUACCUGACGACGCGUUACUGACGCUCUCGUAUUCCUUGGCGAGGCUGGCUUUCCGGAAACUGAAAAUGAACUAUAAAGAUAUUCACUUGUUAGAGAAUACCGCGUAUUUCCGAGAAGAUCGGUUCGCAGGCAUACUAAUUCUCGCAGAGAAUAAGGAUAAAUCCUUCGGUGUAUCUGCAUUACCCAGAGAUCGUGUGAGACGCGUAGAAGCUUUGGUUCACAUGCGACAUAACUUCUCCACGAAUAGAUAUUGGCUAGGAAAGAUACGGAGUCUCGCUGUCAGUACAGAUUACGAUCAAAAGGAGCAAACGUUUAGAAACCUGGCGGGCAGUAUGGGCCCGUACUCGAAUCCAGCGUUGGCUUAUGAAUUCGACACAGGUGUUGCGGUACCGCAAAAUAUAUCAGUCCUAUGGAUUGAUCCGCAGGGCCGUUUGGCCGAUAUUAAUCAUAUUCUGCUUGAGGAGAUGACUCUGGUAGGACACGUUAAACCGCAGCUCAACGAACAGUUAACCGUUGGUACCUGGCAGCUAUUGUUGGUUGCUGACACCCUGCUGGUGACGAAAUUAAAUUUUCUGGUGACCCCGUUGUCCUAUUGGAAGACGAAGGAGAUUGACCUGAAAAAGGCUAAAGAGAUAAUAGACGGUCCAAGCACCGUUUAUCAUGUUACAGAGGAAAUGAAUAAGAAAUGGUCGAAUUUAGUAAGAUUCGCGAUGCUGAACGAGCAGAAUAAACUCAUUGAUGCCGGCGAUGACAUCGAUGAUUCCAUAGACAAGCUAGUAUACGAGCAUUAUGACGUUGUCGAAAUAUGCGACGCCGACGACGAGAGAACCAAAACGAAGCUACAAAAGUGUACAGAGAUACAUUGGAGCUCUUUGAGCCCCGAUUCAAAGGCUGAAACUCGUAACCUAUGUCAAAACUACUAAUUAAUUAUUUUACCAACUACGUGCCAUUUUCGCCGUUUUGAAAUUUAUUGUACGUGUAUAAAGAUUACAAACGUCUUUAGAUAUUUUUAUAUCGACUAAACUGUAAAUAUAUAACGUAUUUAUAAAAAGAAGUAUUAUAUAUACAUAUGUA
Molecule: messenger RNA, 3244 nt
Organism: Dinoponera quadriceps
Lineage: Eukaryota; Metazoa; Arthropoda; Insecta; Hymenoptera; Formicidae
Gene: oxt
Product: xylosyltransferase oxt
Exons: 9
Coding region: 358-3093 (911 amino acids)
Biological process (GO): heparan sulfate proteoglycan biosynthetic process; chondroitin sulfate proteoglycan biosynthetic process
Cellular component (GO): membrane
Molecular function (GO): protein xylosyltransferase activity
Source: RefSeq, a predicted model, not a curated record